This is a messenger RNA of Octodon degus (degu), 2650 nucleotides long. RefSeq names its product dual specificity phosphatase 3 (gene Dusp3). The transcript is spliced from 3 exons. NCBI's taxonomy places the organism in Eukaryota, Metazoa, Chordata, Mammalia, Rodentia, Octodontidae. Gene Ontology annotation, molecular function: MAP kinase phosphatase activity; protein tyrosine/serine/threonine phosphatase activity. The record is from RefSeq and is a predicted model, not a curated record. Bases 68 to 625 code for a protein of 185 amino acids. Gene Ontology annotation, biological process: negative regulation of MAPK cascade; protein dephosphorylation. Gene Ontology annotation, cellular component: cytoplasm.
UCCCGCCCCGCCCGCCGCCGUCCCCGCCCGCCGCUGUCCGGCUCUGCCCGGCACAGGCCGCGCCGCCAUGUCGGGCCCGUUCGAGCUCUCGGUGCAGGAUCUCAACGACCUGCUGUCGGAUGGCAGCGGCUGCUACAGCCUCCCGAGCCAGCCGUGCAACGAGGUCGCGCCGCGCGUCUACGUGGGCAACGCGUCAGUGGCUCAGGACAUCGCUGCACUGCAGAAGCUGGGCAUCACCCACGUCCUGAAUGCGGCUGAGGGCCGGUCCUUCAUGCAUGUCAACACCAAUGCCAACUUCUACCAGGACUCGGGCAUCACCUACCUGGGCAUCAAGGCCAAUGACACGCAGGAGUUCAACCUCAGCGCCUACUUUGAGAGGGCCUCGGACUUCAUCGACCAGGCCUUGGCACAGAAGAGUGGCCGGGUGCUGGUGCACUGCCGAGAGGGGUACAGCCGCUCCCCAACCCUGGUGGUCGCCUACCUCAUGCUGCGGCAGAAUCUGGAUGUGAAGGCGGCCCUGAGUGCUGUGCGGCAGCACCGCGAGAUCGGCCCCAACGACGGCUUCCUGGCCCAGCUCUGUCAGCUCGACGACAGGCUCCGGCGGGAGGGGCGGCUGAAGCUCUAGCCCCUGCGCCCAGCUCCACCCCUCCCUGCCCGCCUCCCCUGUCCCCUACAAGGAAGUCAGUGUCCCCUGCCCAUGUCACAGGGCACCUGUCCAUGUGUGUCCCAGCACAGCCCGGGCCUUGUACACUGGGGACACACAGAAGCUUUGCCGAGGGUCCUGCUCCCAGUCAUCUCUCAGGCAGAGGCAUCUGUUCCCCGCUGCUUGGUGGUAGGAAGAGGGGCACCCCCCAGGACCUCAGUGCCCAAGCCCAGUAAAGGAGGCUGGUGCGCGUGCUGCCCCGCCACACCUAGCCUGUGCGUGCCUGCCGUCACCCUGGUGGAAGUCUUCUGGUUAGUUCCCCAGGCUGUGGACACUGGCCCAGGAGGCUGGGCACUGUGUGCGCGGUGAGCGCUGGCCCUGCCCUCUUGGCCCUGCACCUGGUACUGGCCACACCUUGGCUUUCGCUUCCUAUUUAGAAAGGAGGGUGUUGAGCUCUGGCCUGUUGGCGGGACCGGUGUUGGGGCUUCAAGGCGGCUUCAUGCUGAGUCUGCGGGGCCGCAGCCCCCUGUGCCAUCUGCUCUGGUCCUGCUGCUGCUCUGAGAGCGGGGGAGGAGCUGGCCCAGCUCAGCUGGUGUGGGGCAGGCGUGGGUGUGGCUUCUGCUUCCGGGAGUCGUGUGAUUCUGUGCGUCAGAGUCCUCGCUGUGUCCCAUCCCAGCGUGUGGGUGUCUCGUGGGAGACGGCUGAGCUGGGUGUACACGGGCGAUGCCCCACGAGUGCCCAGCUCCCGGAGGUCUGGGUCCUGCAGGAGCCCCCAGCGCUUGGCAGAGAACAUCAGACUCUGCAGUGGCUUAGAGCUCAGUUUGCAUCUGUGCCCAAGCGAGGCGGCACCCGCGUGGGAGGAGCGGGCUUGCGGCCCCUGUGGUGAGGCCCUGCGCCCCGCGGCAGCAGCUGCUGCUUUCCAGGUCACCGCUGAGGCCAGCAGCCGCCUGCGGGACGCUGCACCUGCCCCACAGGUUGCACGUGAUCCCCUGUCCGUGGUGGGGUUCAGGGUGAGAAGGCUGGGGGCCCACACUGCCAGCUUGCUGCUCUCAGAGCGGCUUCUAGGCUGCUCCUCCCUGGAGCGGGGUUGGAUCAGUGUGAGAACGGAGUGCAAAGUGAGGUCCUCGAGCGGCGCCCCAGGCCAGGCUUUCUGCCUUACUCCCCUCUGCUGGGAACUCCUUGGCGCCUCAACAGCGGGAGGAGGCUGGGGGAGAAUUCUGUCUCCUCUGGGCUCCUCUGCUGGGGACUUCGGGUGGCUCUGUUGUCCCCAGAAAUCCAUGUUCCCUCCUGAGAUUUAACUCUGAACGAGACACCGUGUGUUGCGUGGUGUGAGAACUAUUGCCCAGUGAGACUGACAGGAGCUGUCCCCUGGCGGCUGUCUGCCCCUGGGAGGGGCAGCGCGGGACCUCGGGGCGCCAGCCCCUGCCUGCACACCCGCCCCUCCUGUGGCUGGCAGAGCUGUGUCCCAGGGGGUUUCUUUGCAUGCUGAGCAGCGUCCUUCCUGGCCAUUUCCCCCACUCCGAGAUGUGGACACCACGGGGCCAGCAGGUGGCGCUGCGUCCCCUCAGUGGCUGAGACCAGGAGGGCUGGUGGAGCAGGUGCCGGGCCAGACAGAAGCUCUGCUCAGAGACCUUGGCCUACACCGUGGCAGGGGUCCUGGAAGAGCCAGCACAGUGCCGUCCUGCAGCGGGCACCGCAGGGCCCCGGCCGGGGCUGGCAGCUUCGCUUGGAUCCCUGCUUCACUCCUGCUGGUUCGCAGGGUGAUGUGCUGUGAGAGUGAUUUUGAGGACAGAGGAGGGAGGCAGCCAGCUGCUCAGAAGCAGCAAGGUGGCUGGGCCUGGGUGGCGGCCCUGCGGAGAGCGCUGCGUGGCACAUGGGAGGCCCCAGGCCCAUCUCCACUGCCACCAAAAAAAGAAAAAAAACAAGCAAGUUGAAUGUCUGCUGUGUCACCAGUCUGUGUUAAAACACUAAAAUCACAACCAAAAUAAAUGUCUUACCCGACAAGGA